AAGCGUGGCUUCGUCCGUCAUUCCCAUUUUACCACCCAAUGUUGAAGCACUGACGGAGGGGACAGCGGCGAGGCGGCACGCACAGACGCUGGAGUCGAGUGUCCUACACUGCUACGUCAGCAGGUCGGCCAUCGCUUCAGUCUCGGACUUGUUAUCGCUCUUGUGAAUUGUAGAGCACGAGAGGUAGUCGUACAGUACAUAUCGCAGCUACAAUGGUGAGCCCGGACGGCGGGAGCAUCAAAGCUAUAGACAAGGGUUCCGUCCAUCGGAUUUGCUCAGGGCAGGUCGUACUUGACUUAGCAACUGCGGUCAAGGAAUUAGUGGAGAAUAGUGCCGAUGCUGGUGCAACGUCAAUAGAAAUCAGAUUGAAAGAGCAUGGUGCCGAUGCUGUGGAAGUCGUAGACAACGGGCGAGGGAUUCCUCCGGACGACUACGCCGCGCUUGCACUCAAGCAUUGGACAUCCAAGAUUAGAGACUUUGAGGACAUUAACAGCGUCAGCUCUUUUGGCUUUCGUGGAGAAGCCCUAAGCUCCCUAUGUGCCUUUGCGAAAGUCGUGGUAACAACGUGUACGGAGGAGCAAGGACACGUAGGGGUCAAACUUGAAUACGACUCCAGGGGCAGGCUGGUGUCCACCGUCCCGGCUCCAAGAUCUCGUGGCACAACCGUGACGCUAUCCGAUCUGUUCCACAACCUGCCAGUCCGCUUGCAUGAGUUCAAACGCAAUCUGAAGAAAGAAUUCGCAAAGUGCGUCGGGAUUGUUCAAGCCUACGCACUCAUUUCUACAGGAGUCCGAAUUUCCCUCACUAAUCAGUUCGGAAAGGGUGAACGGACUCGAGUGAUUGCAACUCAUGGAAAUCAGUCCUUAACGGACAACGUCUCGAACAUUUUCGGGUCGAAGCUCAAUGCUCAAUUGGUGCCACUAGAUUUGACUCUGCAACAGUCGGAGGCUAUAGGUAGAAUAAUCAAAGUACAAGGUCUUAUCUCGCGGCCAUCUCCGCAGUGCGCUAGAAACAGUGGCGACAGACAAUUUAUUUUCGUCAAUGGACGUCCGUGUGAUAUUCCAAAGCUCACCAAGGCAAUGAACGAGGUAUACAUGUCGUAUGUGACACAUAAGUAUCCAAUGGCGAUUGUCAACUUUACCAUUGCUGCCGGCGGGUACGAUGUGAACGUAACACCGGACAAGAGGACGAUCAUGUUGGAAGGUGAAAAAGCAAUAGCGGAAGCGCUUAAGGAGGACCUCAGAACCUUUUUCGAGUCCCAUCAGGGAGCAUUCCAGACCCAGACUCCAUCCAAGAUGAUAUUCGUCGGAAGUCAAACUCUUAUCUCAGCAGUGCCAUCAGUAGCAACGCCACACAGAACAUCAGUACCUUCCGAAAUGGACAUUCUUUCGAACCUUGCGGACGAGAUAAUCACGGCAGAAUCACCCGUUUUGGGUAAAACGAAACACGUCACCCGCUCAAUAGUGGUGAAGCACCCAUUGGCGCAAGAGUUGCGGGCGGAAGAGUCACGGAAGCGUGCGCGGGAGAUCUCGCCUGGGCGAACAUCGCCAUCUCGACCCGAUGUCCUGAGCAUCUCCCCGCAUGCUUUGAGGGGUCUACCCCAAGAUGAUGCAACCGCGGGAUCGCCCACUGAGCAAGCGUUGGAUUCUUCGGAAUUGCCAAGUCCUUCGGUUUCGCAAAGGCCGAAUGCAGCGUCACCACUCAAACGAAGUACAUCGGGUCUGUCCCGAUAUCUGAACGACAUCACGCAAGAUGUUCAGGUGGCUAUCAACCUUCCACAGAUUUUAAAAUCAGCAAGCCUCUACCAGCGGCGCCGACAAAACGGCGUAUCCAUGUGCGACCGGUAUGUAGAGACUGUGCCCGUUGGGGUUGAUGAGCAGACAGCUGUUCAGGAGCUGAACAGGAGGAUUCGGAAAGAGGAUUUCCGGAAAAUGGAGGUUUUGGGACAGUUUAAUCUGGGCUUCAUCAUCGUCCGAUUGGGCAAUGAUCUGUUUAUAGUCGAUCAGCAUGCUAGUGACGAAAAGUUCAAUUAUGAGAACCUGCGGAGGACGAUGAAGAUUGACUCUCAGAAGCUGUUCAGUCCAUUCGUGCUCGACCUUACCGCUCAACAAGAAUUGAUCGCGGCAGAACAUGAAGAUGUGUUGAGGAACAACGGCUUUCACGUCGCAUUUGAUGUGGAGGCACCACCUUCCCAACGCGUAAAGCUCCUCGCACUCCCUCAAAGCAAGGGUGUAUCUUUCACCGUUAAAGAUCUUGAAGAGCUUAUUCACCGGCUGGGGGAUGGAGCCGAUGAGGACGUCAAGUGCUCAAGGGUCAACACCUUGAUGGCCUCGAAGGCGUGUCGAACGGCUGUGAUGAUAGGGACAGCCUUGGACGCGGGACAAAUGAAGAAGAUCGUCCUUCAGAUGGGUGAGAUGGAGCAGCCUUGGAACUGCCCACACGGAAGGCCGACGAUGCGGCAUCUGGCGGACUUAAGAGCCAUUGGUGAGGAAUACUCCCAGGCACAAGUCUGAAAAGCUUAACGAGCGUAGAGCGGGAUUACCAGAGCUGGUGGCGUACCGUACCGGGAGCAAAUGAUUGCGCUUGGCAAUUGGCAUACUCAGAUUAGAGUCUUCUAUCAUUCUCUUACAACUUUUUUUUGGUUGCAACUGCACGUUUCGAUUCAAUGCCAUUUCAGCAUCUCGUACCACGCACGGGG
Molecule: messenger RNA, 2698 nt
Organism: Fimicolochytrium jonesii
Lineage: Eukaryota; Fungi; Chytridiomycota; Chytridiomycetes; Spizellomycetales; Powellomycetaceae
Product: putative DNA mismatch repair protein pms2
Exons: 16
Coding region: 213-2513 (766 amino acids)
Biological process (GO): mismatch repair
Cellular component (GO): MutLalpha complex
Molecular function (GO): ATP binding; mismatched DNA binding; ATP-dependent DNA damage sensor activity
Source: RefSeq, a predicted model, not a curated record